GUAACUGCACUGUGAUUUUUACAUUGUUGUGGCAAAAAGUUCGAUUUUCGAUUACCGCAUGUCGUUCUCACAAUUGAAGAUUCAACAUCUUAGAAAACACUCCUUAACCACACAAAACUCUAAGGCCACUUUUCUAGAAAAAAAAAACCAUGUCUGAAACGAAAACCCCUGUCAAGGAGGAACCUAAGGGAGCCGCCUUCACCGAGGAAGACAUUCCUGAAGAUGCCACAUGGGGAGAGGUAUUGCAAUCCUGCUGUGUCCACAGUCCCAAGGAAUGGGGACUUAUCUUCAUUGGAGUUUGUGUUGUGGUUUUCUUCCUCUACUUCUUCUUGCUUGGUCUUGAUCUUCUCGGAUCUGGGGCCAAGGUCAUGGGAGGAUGUGCCGCCGGAUCACUUUUCGGCGACGACACAAACCCCGUUGCUGGACUCAUGAUCGGUAUUCUGGCCACUGUUUUCCUUCAAUCUUCUUCCACUACGACGUCCAUUGUUGUCUCCCUCGUUGGAGCUGGUUCAGUUUCCGUCAACCAGGGUAUCUACAUGAUCAUGGGAGCCAACAUCGGUACUUCCGGUACGUAAAUAACGACGACGGCUUUGGUACACUGCUAAAAAUUUCUUCACUCUGACAUUGCUUUGACAUUUUUGUCUCUUCAUGACAGUCACCAAUACUAUUGUCGCAAUGGGACAAAUGGGAGAUGGAGAUCAACUUGAACGCGCCUUCGCUGGAGCCACCGUUCAUGACAUGUUCAACUUCUUGACCGUCGCGAUUUUCUUCCCUGUCGAACUUAUCACUGGAUACCUGAACUGGUUGACCGGUCUCUGUGUCAGAAAUUUCACCGCCCGUGAUGGAGAAAAAUGGGUCGGUCCUAUUAAGAAAUUUGUCGGACCACUAACCAAGAAGAUCAUCAUUGCGAACAAGAACGUCAUCAAGGAUGUCGCCAAGGGAGGAAAUUGCGAAGAAUACUACCCUAUUGAAUGUGAGGACAUGAGUGCUCCUACUAAGAAAACUUGCUCGCGUGUUGGAAUCAUCGCUUGUGACAAGGGAACUGGAAAAUGCCCUGCAUUCUUCGAUGCCAACGCAACUCUCGCCGACGAUCAAGUUUCCGGAAUUGCUGCCUUUGUUCUUGGAUUGAUCAUUCUUUUCGUAUGUCUGUUCGGAAUGGUCACCAUGCUCCAAAAAAUGCUCAUGGGAAUUUCUUCACGCAUCAUCUACAAGGCCACAAAUAUCAACGGAUACCUCGCAAUGAUUAUUGGUGUAGGUGUAACCAUUCUUGUCCAGUCUUCUUCCAUUACCACUUCCACAUUUACUCCUCUCGUUGGAUUGGGAGUCAUUCGGUUGGAACAGAUGUACCCCAUCACUCUCGGAGCGAAUAUUGGAACCACCAUUACCGCACUUCUUGCUGCCCUUCUUUCCACAACUGAAGCCCUGCAGGUUGCGCUUGCACACUUGUUUUUCAACAUCUCUGGUAUCAUUGUCUGGUAUCCUGUUCCAUUUAUGCGAAAUAUUCCGCUUAACGCGGCACGACACUUGGGUAAAGCUACACGAACGUGGCGUGGUGUCCCCAUUGUGUACAUCCUUGUCGCCUUUUUCUUAAUUCCUUUGGCCUUGUUGGGAAUUUCCCUCCUCUUCACCCAAGGAUCAACUGGACUGACCACCUUGGGAUCACUUGUCACUAUUUUCUUGUUGGGAGGAAUCAUCUAUUUCAUUUACUGGUUCCAAUUCACUGGAGGAAAGAAUAGCAUUGCCGAAUGCAUGGCCAAGCGCCAGACCCGCCGCACUGCCAUUGAAGACCUCCCAUCGGAUAUGGAAGCGUUGAAAGCGAAGAUUCAAUCGUUGGAGGAGCACACUGGUCUUCUCACAGAAGAACCCGGAGACGAAAAGGAAGCCCCUGAGGAAGCCCCUAAUUCCGUUAGUGCCGAAGAGCAAGUUUAAGUGCUACGGCAUCACUGCAGAUAAAACAAUUUAUGUUAUACAUUAUGAAAAAUUAAAGCUCUAGAAGAAUUUGUUUUUAUUUAUUUCACUACAAACAAGACCAACUAAUAUCGUUAUAUUUGAUUUUUCGCUGCGUUGACCAAUAUAUGAAGAAGUUCUUUCUUUCACUCCGAACAUGAGUCAACCUACCGUCAUCAAUAUGGUGCGGUAAAUGAAGUGUAUGUCUACAAUAACAAAACCCGUCGUUCUACUAAUACCAUACAGUAAGGCUUUCGAUUCCUGCAAAAGAAAUCUCGCAAUUUUUUCGCGGAAAACCUGAUUGAACUUCGUCCGGCAAUUUUGUAUUGGAUAACUUCCUUAUUGCACCAAGACGAUCUACUACAAGAGCCAACAAACAGGUUCCUCACAUUUCGAAAAUUCUGUUAUAAUCUGGUACAAAUUAAUAAUCAUAAAUACAUGGAGGAGAUAUCAAUUUGCUUCAAUGCAGAAGCCUUUGGGUCUAUCCACUUUGUAGGAGACCUUCCUCUCUUACCGUCGUCGCUAAUGCUAUUCGGUCAGCUGUUGCAACCAAUGCAAAUAUCUAUCGUGUGAUUGAUACAUCAAUUCGUGCUCUGUCUUCAAGAGCGAGACUGUGAGGAGUCUCAUAUCCGUUUAGUUGCUGUCCGUUGUAGUUGAACUUAAGAGAAUCUUGAUUCAAUCCACGUCGUUCGGCAAACACUGUGAAGACAAUACGCAAUGUACUCUUGUAUCGCAAAGAGAAGUACGUUUCUUCACCAGUGCUCUGGUCCCGAAGGAAGAUGGUAAUUGGCUCGUUCCCUCCGGGAGAAGCUGAAGUAGGCGUUUUCGCUGCAUUCACUCUACGCGGAGAGACAGGUCCCUUCGAAGACGCGCGACCACGGCUGGCGCUCAUAUCAUCACCUCGACCAGCGACUGGAAGACGUCCACGAGAAGACACUUCGAGAGAAUCAAACUUUUUAUUCAAAGAUGGUUGAGCCAUAGAAUCUUUGUUCCAAUCGUCACCAAAGUCCCAAACGUCUUGAUCCAGAUCAUCACCGUAUCGCGCCUGGAAAGCAAUUUGCGUAGUCAUUAUACGUUCCCGCAUUGCUGCUCCGUCGAGAACGGCGUCAGGAUUGUGACCGAUGACACGACCAAACAGAAGAAGACAAUCUUCGGUGUAAUUCAGAUUAUCAAGUAAAUGCAACUCCCACAUUUGCUUGAUUGGAUUAGAAGGAGCCAACUUCAAUUCUUGCCAAUCAUUCAUAACCGAUUUCAGUUCCAUGAACUGACGGUAACCUUUGAGGACACGUCUUGCGAAGUCCUCGCUGAAACUGUGAACUCGCAUGCAUCUCUCAACGAGCGGAGUGGCGCCUCUAGUAGGCGCUGGCUCAGCUGGUCCCGCUCUUCUCACUUCCCACCAAGCCUCGAUUUUAGACUCCUUUCCUGUCUUCGCAGUCCUCGUUUCGGGACCCCAGAGUCCAGUGUCUACAGCUGCCAUAGUUAGGGAUCUCUUUUCAACUAAUACUAAUGUUGAAUGAUAACUUAGACCAAGUAUUGAAGUUUUGAAAUAGUAUGAUAUCGAAUGGGUUUCAGAUUUAUUUCGCUUUUACAACGCUUAG
This is a messenger RNA of Pseudo-nitzschia multistriata, 3545 nucleotides long. NCBI's taxonomy places the organism in Eukaryota, Bacillariophyta, Bacillariophyceae, Bacillariales, Bacillariaceae. The record is from the annotation of a GenBank genome assembly.